CUUUGCGUUUUUAACCUUUCGUUCUCCUCAUCAAUGGCAAUAUAGACACACUACCCCCACCAAAACCCACCGCACAAAAUCUGAAAACCCCCAAAAUAGAUUCGGCCGAUAAAUCGGUGGCUGCGGCGAGAACAGAAUCAUGUCAAUGGAGGGCUUUUCAUCUUCUAUUGACCAGCAGAACAUGGUUUCUUCCUUCCUGGAAAUUGCCGUCGGCCAAACCGUCGACACCGCUCGUCAAUUCCUUCAGGCCACUGGAUGGAGGCUUGAGGAAGCUAUUCAACUUUUUUAUGUAGGAAAUGAAGGUGGGUUAGCUACAGAAUCUGUAUAUUCUACACCAGCAGAAAACGAGCUGCCCCUCGAUGAAUCAAAUAUGAGUGAGCUGGGAAAGGAAUUGAUGGAUAGAGAUGUGAGAAUAAAUGAUGGAAGUGAUGUACGACCACCUUUACCUGUGAGAAGGGAUGUUCUUUAUGAUAGCUCAAUGCUCUACGGUAGGGUUCAAAGAGUGGGAGAUUCACCACAUGCAACUCAUUCUGUUGUUCCAUUCCGUAAUUUUGAUGAGGAAAUGAAACAUCCUGGAGUCUGGGAAAUAGAAGCAGGUUCAUCUUCUUCCGUUGUCGAUAAAACUCAGGAUAAUCUUGCAUCUUUGUAUCGUCCUCCAUUUGCUCUGAUGUUCCAGGGGCCUUUUGAAAAGGCUAAAGAUAAUGCAAGGAUGCAGAACAAGUGGCUCCUUGUAAACAUGCAGUCCACCAAGGAAUUUAGCUCGCACAUGCUAAACCGUGACACCUGGGCAAAUGAAGCUGUUGCUCAAACCAUCAAAACCAACUUCAUCUUCUGGCAGGUAUACGAUGAUACAGAAGAGGGCAGCAAGGUUUGUACUUACUACAAACUAGAUUCCAUCCCUGUCAUUCUCUUGAUUGAUCCUAUAACGGGCCAGAAGUUGCAUGCUUGGCGUGGAAUGGUUCAACCGGAAAAUUUGCUUGAGGAUCUGGUGCCAUUCAUGGAUGGCAGCCCCUCGGAUCAUCAUGUCAGUCUAUCUCAUAAACGUCCGAGAGUACAUACUGAAGCACCAGUUCAUCAUAUUCAAUCAGCUGCAGCUGAAAAUCACGAUGAAGAUGAAGAGGAAGAAUUGCAGCGAGCACUGGCAGCCUCUAUGGUGGACACUAAAGAAAUCGACGAGGGUGACUCGAAAGAAGUGACUGAAGCAAAUAAUGCUGAGGAGAAAGAGAAGAAGCCUUCUUAUUUACCUUUGCCUGAAGAACCGAAAGGUGACAGAAGCCUACUUUGCAGAGUUGGAGUCCGUCUCCCUGAUGGGCGCCGAGUGCAGAGGAACUUUCUUCGCACUGAUCCAGUUCAGCUUUUGUGGUCAUUCUGCUAUUCUGAGAUGAAGGAAAUAGAUUCGAAGCCAUUUCGCAUAACCCAAGCUAUUCCAGGUGCUUCAAGGUCUUUGGAUUAUGAUGUCACUUCGACGUUUGCGGAAUCGGGCCUUGCUAACUCAAUGGUUUCGGUUACUUGGGAGUGAAACGAGUUACUUACCAUCAAGAGUUGUGGUAUUCUGCAUAAUCUUUUGCAUGGGAGAAUUAUUGUAUUUCCUGCCAAAAAUAUUUAUGUCCAUCCUUUUAUUGUUUCUAUCUAUAUCUAUGGGCAUAAUUUAUGUAAAAAACAUAGCUGCGUAUGCUUCUGGAUUAAAUUUUAUUUAAUCAUGCUCGCCGUGUUGUUAAUCGUUACUUGUAGAAAUAUUCGAAUGGAUUCUCAAUUUCGAAUUCGUCUAUGGUUUAGUGAAUUAUCCUGCAUUUCAA
Molecule: messenger RNA, 1796 nt
Organism: Erythranthe guttata (spotted monkey flower)
Lineage: Eukaryota; Viridiplantae; Streptophyta; Magnoliopsida; Lamiales; Phrymaceae
Source: RefSeq, a predicted model, not a curated record